This is a messenger RNA of Cottoperca gobio, 1197 nucleotides long. RefSeq names its product glutathione-specific gamma-glutamylcyclotransferase 1-like. The record is from RefSeq and is a predicted model, not a curated record. Gene Ontology annotation, cellular component: cytoplasm. Gene Ontology annotation, biological process: glutathione catabolic process. The transcript is spliced from 3 exons. Bases 225 to 860 code for a protein of 211 amino acids. Gene Ontology annotation, molecular function: glutathione specific gamma-glutamylcyclotransferase activity. Lineage: Eukaryota; Metazoa; Chordata; Actinopteri; Perciformes; Bovichtidae.
GACUGUAUAAAAUAGGUUUGUACAUCAUCCAUACAGAAGAGCAACGGAUAGUAUCUAAACGUUAAAAAGUGUUUUUGAGGGCAUAACAAAAGGCUCGUCCCUUUCUACAAGAGCGCGACAUCAGGAUGUAUUGGAAAGUAAAGGACGAUAGAAACAAGAGAGGCAAUUUCCCACACAGCUACUUGAUGUAGCAAUAUUAACGCACUUUUUUUAUUCAUCGCUGAAUGACUACAAUGAAACCUCUGGACAUUAUCAAAGAAAAGAGCAACAUGUGGAUAUUUGGAUAUGGUUCCUUAGUGUGGAAACCUAAUUUUGCAUACAAGAGGAGCAAAGUUGGCUUCAUUAAAGGAUACGAAAGGCGCUUCUGGCAUGGAGAUACUUUUUAUCGAGGGGACAAGGAAAAUCCAGGUAGAGUGGCCACACUAGUGAAGGAUCAGGAGGCUUGCACAUGGGGAGUGGCCUAUGAAGUGACUGAGUCCCAGAUGGAAGAUUCCCUUCAGUAUCUGUCAAUGAGAGAGGUUGAGUUGGGAGGUUACAAAACAGAGAUGGUGGAGUUCAACCCUAAGGAGAAGGGUCACAGUGUUCUGUCGGCCAUCGUCUACAUUGCUACUUCUGACAACCCCAUCUAUCUCGGCCCAGCCUCAGACGAGGAGAUCGCCGCCCAGAUUGCCACCCGUAGAGGCAACGCGGGCCACAAUAUUGAAUAUCUGGUCCGCCUGGCAGAGUUCAUGAGGCUCUACUGUCCCGAGGUAGAAGACGAGCACCUCUUCUCUAUUGAGGCGGCUGUUCUGAACAUUUUCCAUGACUGUGGAGGGAUCAAACCCCCUGACCAAAAGCCUCUAAAGUACGGAGCUCCAUGAAAGAUAAGACACUCCUCAUCACAACAAUGUUAAUGUUUUUAUACUGGGUGAAAGGGAAAUGAAGUCCUACAACACACUGCAAGUGUUUUCUGUGCUUGAAAGAGGAAACCUUUUGACCGUCUGACAUUUUUCAACUGUGAAGACAGAAAUUGUUAGGUUAUACAUGCUUUACUACGUGCUGUAGAAAAACUCCAGAAGCAGGAGAUGCUUUUAAAACAACACACUAAGAGAUGACUUCUCUUUUUGAAUACUUAAUAUAUUAAACCAUUAUUGUUAAAGGCUCUCAGAAGAAAUUGUAUACUGUGUAAAAACAUUUUUUUAAAUAAAAACACUCAAA